AUGGUGGUGAUGGAUGAUAUGCCCACGCCACCGUUGAGUGGCGGGCGCACACCCACCAAGCCUCACGCUGAGGAGCCGCCUGGUGACAGAACCUACACCCCUGUCGUCUCCUCCCCCAACCCACUACGACUCGCGAACGCGAAGCGUCUAGGCCCGCCAGCGCCAUCGCCGACUCCUCACAGGCUUUCAUCGUCAGCGCCCACCAGCAGCUCAUCGCCACAGCAGGAGCCAGGCUCGGCCCAGUACCUCGACAGGCUGCUCCGCCUGGUCCGAUGUCGCCGCAUCCGACGCUCCAGCUCCAGCUCCGCCAUGGCCGACUUUCUGGCGAGCUUCAAUCUCGGAGCGCAGACGCCCGCCGCGUCCAGUAACCUGCAGUGCGAUUCGGUCCAGGAUUUGCAGCUUCACCUUCGCGGCGCUCUCGACGCCAAGGUCACCCCGAACCGCGCCGAGCAUCUGUCCAUCACCCUCGAGCUGAGGGCCACCGUCCGCUUCCAGCUUUCCGUCUCCGAACCCGAGAAUGGCGCCCUCGAUAAUCUCAAUAAUAUUGACCCGUUGAUGGGAGGAAUGCGCUCGGCGAGUGUUGCGGCCGAUCAGGCUGGGGGACAGCUCUCACGGGUUGUUUUUGCCAAUGACACCCUGAUGAACCAACCACAAGAUGACCCGGCCCUGCAACGAUCUGUCGCAAAACACAUUAUCGGCCUUGUCAGCGCAACAGACGGUAGCACUUGGACUGUUCGAGAGGUAUCGCGUGGGUCGCAAGGCUGGACUUUUACAUAUCUGUGCAAGGACUCCUAUCAGCAAUGGAAUCGACAAACUUCAAAGAACCCAACCAAGGCAAUUGUGGGUGAGUUCAGUCAACGGGACCCGGACCCAGUUCUGCAUGCUCGACCUGCCUUUGAUUGCCGCGGAUCCGUCACUAUUGCAUUCAAUCGCAACAGCCGCGCAAUCACGGUCAAGUACGAUCACACACCCAUGCACAAGACGGUUGCUCAGCUUGCCGAGUACUUCAAGCCUCCUCCUCGUCAACUAGGACCCGGCGCUCAGAAACUACAACACCAAAAGACCAAGGAAAAGACACCUAAGAAGGCAAACGGCGAGAAGAGGGAACGAAAGAAGCGAGAAACCAAGGCGCAAGAUGAGAAUGGGAACCCUCGGAAACGGAAAAAGAAGAAUAACGGCGCAGCUCAAGCUGCUGCUCCUGCUGAUGGACCCAUGAUACCUCCGGACUAUCCUGGAGCGCCACCAAUCGACGGACAAGGGGGACCUUAUGCUGCUGGGGAGCAGACAGAUGCAACUGCGCAGAACCAGCAAGGAUUCAGCGAUUACCCCCAGGGUCUGAUGGGAGACGCGCCGGCCGCGGCUAAUGGCUUAACUACGCAGACUGGCAGUCAACCUCCUUCAGUCACCUACCCAGUUAAUGUCUCGGCAGCUGAAGCAGCACGUCGACGAGAGGCAGCCCUGACGAUGCUCAGCAAUGCGGGUGUUGAGCCGUCUACUCUGUCAGCUGAGCAGUUCAACAUCUUCUCUAACCAGGCACCAGAACUUCAGCGAGAGUCUCUGGGUAUGCUUGUCAAGUAUGGUGCAGAACGGCUACGGAUUGUUCAUCCUGGUAACAGGGAGGGCUCUGCGCAGACAAACGCAUCUGCUUCUACCCCGAGCAGUCAGACAACACCGUCUGGGCCCAUGACGACCAAGGAACUCGUGCCCCAGUCCGGUGCCCAGAGCAACGCGGGAACAGACAAUGAGGCUCCUACCAGCACUGAGGCAGAGGCUGUAGAAGUACCAGAGACAACGAAACCAGGCAAGAGGAAGAAGAUAGCCAAAUCACGGACAGCUUGCUUCCCUUGCAAGGCUCGAAAGACCAGGUGUCCAAAGGAGAGGCCUACUUGCACCGAGUGUGACAGCCACGGCACUGCAUGUGAAUAUGCACCUCAAAAGCCAAGAAACAAAAAGAAGCAGCCUGAAAAGUCGGAGACCAUAGUUGUCGAAGACGAUGAAGAGGAAGAGGAAGACGUUCCUGAAGAGGAGGACAGCACUCAGCAAGACGCCUCACAAGACUACUCAUACCCUCAGAUGAACAUUGGAAACAUGGUCACAACCACGGAUACAACAUCUCAGGAUCUCCAAACUUCCCAAAACGGCUACUAUCAACCCCCCUCGGGUUUGUCAUUGCCUCAACCAGACCCCUAUUCGAACACACAACAGCCCAUGACUGCCGAUCCAGGGCUCGUCAUGCCACCCAGGCAAACUUAUAACACCGGUAUGCCUGAAGUAACACACCCACCACCCCCAGCUCCGGCUCCGGCUGGCACAAUUGCUCCUAUCGAGUCACGACAAUGGACAGCCAUCGGACCUGGCAACAAGACGCGGCGAAGUCUUCCGUCUGAACCCGUUCACUCCAACGAGCAAAACGUGCCUGCUGCGAACCCUCAACCAUCAGACUGGGCUCAAAGCUCCAACAACACUAUGCCAGCGACAAAUGUUUCAUCUGUUUCGCCACAGAUGGCAUACUCUCGGUCUGCCAACCAGCGAUCGCGGCAGGUGAACCAGAACGUCUCAAGAGACCAUUCACAAAUGGCCGAUGGAAUGCAGCAAGCAACGGCCGUGUCUAAUACGGUGAUGCAACAAGCUCGUCAGUCACCGGUAGCUGCCGCCGCCAUAAUAGCUCAGGCACGCAAGUCUCCAUAUCAACAGGCUGCUGUUCCUCGUGCCACAUCCAGACAGAGCCAGCAAAACCAGUCACGGACUCCUGAAGCUGAUCAGACCAGAGGCUAUCAGCCACCUGCUGAUAUGGGCCAUCAACACAACACCAGGUCAUCUGCUCGCCAUGACACAUCCCAGAUGACGAAUAAUUCUGGCUAUGGCGAGUAUGGGCGGUAUGGUAGCACCAACACCGCAGCAAGUCAUCAGCCGUCUCAUCGGGGAUAUGAUCAGACAAACUCGACGAUGCAGCAGAACACUGACACGACCAGUCAGACUGCUGCCAUGGCUAUGUCGAUGGCAUCAGGGACACCGUCUACAAUGAGCACCUCAUACCCGGCUACUACCUCAUCUGCAAAUCAGUGGUCUAGCUCUUCAGGACGCAACGACCGUUCAUAUGGCAGCAACUCUUCGUAUCAUAACCAAUCCGCAUAUUCACAGCCGGCAUCCUCCAAGUCUGUCUCAACAUCUAGACAGAACUUCAACAUGCGCGGAAGCACACAACAAGACACUCGCACGAGCAGCAGCAACUCUUAUGGCCAGCAGCAACAGCAGGAUUAUCCCUCUUACUCUGGGCCUACACAGCAGAGUCAGACAGGUGACCAGCCCUCAAGCUGGUACUUUCAAGGCUCGCACAACAGCUCUCUCAACCCAGGGAGCCAGUCGUCAGGCUACAGCUACGAGUCGUGGUCAGGGGUGUAA
Molecule: messenger RNA, 3402 nt
Organism: Fusarium keratoplasticum
Lineage: Eukaryota; Fungi; Ascomycota; Sordariomycetes; Hypocreales; Nectriaceae
Product: ATP-dependent DNA helicase II subunit 1
Exons: 3
Coding region: 1-3402 (1133 amino acids)
Biological process (GO): regulation of DNA-templated transcription
Molecular function (GO): zinc ion binding; DNA-binding transcription factor activity, RNA polymerase II-specific
Source: RefSeq, a predicted model, not a curated record